CGCGGGUUCUAACUUUGACCCAGGACUCCGCCCUUCGAUCCCAGCACAGAAUCGCUCCGGGUCCUACUGUAGAAUCAGUCCUUGAACACUGCCUCCACGUCACCAGCUCAAUCUGGGCCAGAACCCAGACUUCCACCGCAGCCCCGCAAUUUGCCCCAGUCGUAGUCACUUCGUUGCGCCCCUACGGCCGGAAUUAAAGUUCUCGAACUAUACGUGUAUGGCGAGCUAGUCAGCGCGAGGACCUCAGCGGCAGCGCAGGUGGCAGACCUUCCUCCUUUGCCUGUGAGUCAUGGCAGCUCCCAUGAAGGGCAAAGUGUGUGUGGUGACUGGUGCCUCCAGAGGUAUUGGCCGUGGCAUUGCCUUGCAGCUCUGCAAAGCAGGUGCCACAGUUUACAUCACUGGCCGCCAUCCAGACACCCUUCGUGUUGCUGCUCAGGAGGCACAAUCCCUCGGCGGCCGAUGUGUGCCUGUGGUGUGCGAUUCAAGCCAGGAGAGUGAAGUGCGAAGCCUGUUUGAGCAAGUGGCUCGGGAACAGCAAGGGCGUCUGGAUGUGCUGGUCAACAACGCUUAUGCAGGAGUCCAGACGAUCCUGAACACCAGGAAUAAGGCAUUCUGGGAAACCCCUGCCUCCAUGUGGGAUGAUAUCAACAACGUUGGACUCAGAGGCCACUACUUUUGCUCUGUGUAUGGGGCACGGCUGAUGGUACCAGCUGGCCGGGGGCUCAUCGUGGUCAUCUCCUCCCCUGGAAGCCUGCAGUAUAUGUUCAACGUCCCCUAUGGUGUGGGCAAAGCUGCGUGUGACAAGCUGGCUGCUGACUGUGCCCACGAGCUGCGGCGCCAUGGGGUCAGCUAUGUGUCUCUGUGGCCAGGAAUUGUGCAGACAGAACUGCUGAAGGAGCAUAUGACAAAAGAGGAGGUCCUGAAGGAUCCUGUGUUUAAGCAGUUCAAAUCAGUCUUCUCAUCUGCAGAAACCACAGAAUUGAGUGGCAAAUGUGUGGUGGCUUUGGCAACAGAUCCCAAUAUCCUGAGCCUGAGUGGUAAGGUGCUACCAUCCUGUGACCUUGCUCGACGCUAUGGCCUUCGGGAUGUGGACGGCCGUCCUGUCCAAGACUAUUUGUCUUUGAGCUCUGUUCUCUCACACGUGUCCGGCGUGGGCUGGCUGGCCUCCUACUUGCCCUCCUUCCUCCGUGUGCCCAAGUGGAUUAUUGCCCUCUACACUAGCAAGUUCUAACCCUCCUGGUCUGACACCACAUCUCCGCUUGUCUUCUCAUUUGGGCUUGGUGGUUGGUCCUAUCUCAAUGAAACAGCAGCCUUUCUUGCCUACCCAUACCCUUGAUAUGAAGAGAAGGACUCUGCUGUGUGUCCGUGGUGAGUUCUGGGGUCUGCCUAGGUCCUUUCUUUGUGCCUUGGUUUUCCUUGUCCUUCUUUUUACUUUUUGCCUUAGUAUUGAAAAAUGCUCUGGGAGCUAAUAAAAGUCUCAUUUCUCUUUCAA
Piliocolobus tephrosceles (Ugandan red Colobus) is the source of this 1492-nucleotide messenger RNA. RefSeq names its product dehydrogenase/reductase 1 (gene DHRS1). Bases 290 to 1231 code for a protein of 313 amino acids. The record is from RefSeq and is a predicted model, not a curated record. The transcript has 9 exons. Lineage: Eukaryota; Metazoa; Chordata; Mammalia; Primates; Cercopithecidae.